AUGACAAGAACCUUGAAGCUCCAUGUGAAUUGUCAGAAAGUUGUCAAGUUACACCAGGAACAUCCCAAAAAUAUUCGCACAGAAUAUGAUCGACUGCAUGAGACAUUAUUUCAAGAGUUGGUCACGUCAACAACAUUAGUUGAGAAACGGGAUAUGAAAACUCACCAAACUUUUCUUUCUUCUGAUCGUCUUUACACGUGUACAACCUGCCAUACUCAUUUAGCCAGACAUGAAGAUUUAAUAUCAAAGGCAUUUCAAGGACGCCUUGGACGUGCAUACUUAUUUAACAAAGUAACAAACGUGUCAUUAGGUCCAAAAGAGGAUAGAUUACUGAUGACUGGUGUACAUUCUGUCAAAGAUAUCCGAUGCGAUGUUUGCUCAAAUGUAGUUGGUUGGAAAUAUGUAUUUGCAUUCGAGAAGAGUCAAAAGUACAAAGAGAAUAAAUAUAUCGUUGAGAAGGCAAUGAUAUCCAAAGAGAAUCAGUGGGAUGAACCUUAA
Ambispora leptoticha is the source of this 498-nucleotide messenger RNA. NCBI's taxonomy places the organism in Eukaryota, Fungi, Glomeromycota, Glomeromycetes, Archaeosporales, Ambisporaceae. The record is from the annotation of a GenBank genome assembly.